This is a messenger RNA of Vairimorpha ceranae, 252 nucleotides long. RefSeq names its product subunit 4 of histone acetyltransferase. Bases 1 to 252 code for a protein of 83 amino acids. NCBI's taxonomy places the organism in Eukaryota, Fungi, Microsporidia, Nosematidae. The transcript has a single exon. The record is from RefSeq and is a predicted model, not a curated record.
AUGUCAAAAAAAGCAAAAUUAGCGAAACAACUAGAAGAUCUUAAGUUUUUAGUACAAAAGAAGUCAGAAUUGCUUGAAAAAAAGAAUAAAAUUGUUUCUGAUUUAUUUAAAUAUGAAACAUUGUAUUUAGAAAUAACACAAGGAUUUCCACUUACAAAAGUUAGUGAUUAUUAUGUAACUAAUAAAUUAGAAAAGAAAAAGUAUUUAAUUAACGAUAAAGACAGGAUAUUUAGUCUUGAAUAUCCAAAAUAA